AGCUUAGUGACUUAGCCCGUGAUCCUCCAGCACAGUGUUCAGCAGGUCCCGUUGGAGAUGACAUGUUUCAUUGGCAAGCCACAAUUAUGGGACCUAACGACAGUCCAUAUCAGGGUGGUGUAUUCUUCUUGACAAUUCACUUUCCCACAGACUACCCAUUCAAACCACCUAAGGUUGCAUUUACAACAAGAAUCUAUCAUCCAAAUAUUAACAGUAAUGGCAGCAUUUGUCUUGAUAUUCUAAGAUCACAGUGGUCUCCUGCUUUAACUAUUUCUAAAGUUCUCUUAUCCAUUUGUUCACUGCUAUGUGAUCCAAAUCCAGAUGACCCACUAGUGCCAGAGAUUGCACGUAUCUAUAAAACAGACAGAGACAAGUACAAUAGGUUAGCAAGAGAGUGGACAGAGAAAUACGCUAUGCUGUAGGGUACAACAGAAUAUCUCGGGAAUGGACUCAGAAGUAUGCCAUGUGAUGCUACCUUAAAGUCAGAAUAACCUGCAUUAUAGCUGGAAUAAACUUUAAAUUACUGUUCCUUUUUUGAUUUUCUUAUCCGGCUGCUCCCCUAUCAGACCUCAUCUUUUUUAUUUUUUUGUUUACCUCCUUCCAUUCAUGCACAUGCUCAUCUGAGAAGACUUUAGUUCUUCCAGCUUUGGACAAUAACUGCUUUUAGAAUCUGUAAAGUAGUUACACAAGAACAAUUGCCCAAGAUUCAGAAUUUUUUUUAAUGGAGCAUGUGUAUUAUGUGGCCAAUGUCUUCAUUCUAACUUGGUUAUGAGAUUAAAAACAAACAUUCCUCACUGCUCUAACAGAUACUGAAGAUACCACCUGAAGGGGGGAGGGGAGAUGGGUGUUCAGUUUUCUCCCAUCAAAGAAGUAACAUUGCUGUAGCAACAUCCAUCUUGUUCCAAACUUUCCAGUGUUAGAGAACUGAGGUUUUAUUAUAUACUUUUGCUCAUAACUGAUGUGUCUGGAGAAUUGGUACUGAAUCUAUAGCAUCAGCAGAACAGAAAAUGUGAUGUAUCUUAUGCAUGUCAAUAAAGGAAUGACCAGUUCUUGUUUUACAGAGAAUGGAAAUUGGAAGUCAAACAUCCCUUGUAUUCCAAAAUAGGGUUUAAGAACAUUUUUGUAAUUCAUUUAAAUUUUGUUAGGAGGCUAGGAGCUAUUAGUUAAUCUGUCUUCCAAAACACUGUUUAAUAUAGCACUGAAUAAAUGAUGCAAGUUGUCAAUGGAUGAGUGAUCAACUAAUAGCUCUACUAGUAAUUGAUUUAUUUUCUUCAAUAAAGUUGCAUAAACCAAUGAGUUAGCUGCCUGGAUUAAUCAAUAUGGGAAACAAAAUCUUUUGUAAAAGCAAAGCUGGUUUUUGUAUAUACUGUUGGCAUUUGCCUCGUUGUUUAACAUCAAAUAAUGAUGUAAAGUUCAAUAGAGUGACUCUUCUGCCAUUUUCAGUUCUAAUGCUCAGUCUGUUGCAGGUUGGCACAUUGCUCGGCCUGGUGGAUGCAGAAUUAAUAAGCUAACAUAGUCGUGUAGCCGUAGUAGGGGGCUGCACUUGGUGCGGGGAGCCCAGCGUUCAAGAAUGGACUUGGGACCCAGCAGAUCUGAAGUGGUGUAUUUUGGAGAUACUUCCUGAUGCACCUGUGUUUGCUGACUGAGAACCUUUUUCUUCACCUUGUACACUUGACAACUGAAAGAUCUUAAUGUGGGGGUAAUGAUGAGGCAAAAAAAUUAUAAAAUAAAGUACUGUUUUGAUGUGGGAAUUGUCA
Ficedula albicollis (Collared flycatcher) is the source of this 1757-nucleotide messenger RNA. RefSeq names its product ubiquitin conjugating enzyme E2 D3 (gene UBE2D3). The transcript has 7 exons. Gene Ontology annotation, cellular component: nucleus. The coding region runs from base 63 to 422 and encodes 119 amino acids. Gene Ontology annotation, biological process: protein K11-linked ubiquitination; ubiquitin-dependent protein catabolic process. Gene Ontology annotation, molecular function: ubiquitin conjugating enzyme activity. The record is from RefSeq and is a predicted model, not a curated record. NCBI's taxonomy places the organism in Eukaryota, Metazoa, Chordata, Aves, Passeriformes, Muscicapidae.